Selaginella moellendorffii is the source of this 4592-nucleotide messenger RNA. Its product is annotated as ABC transporter G family member 31. Gene Ontology annotation, molecular function: ABC-type transporter activity; ATP hydrolysis activity; ATP binding. The coding region runs from base 102 to 4460 and encodes 1452 amino acids. The transcript has 23 exons. The record is from RefSeq and is a predicted model, not a curated record. Gene Ontology annotation, cellular component: membrane. NCBI's taxonomy places the organism in Eukaryota, Viridiplantae, Streptophyta, Lycopodiopsida, Selaginellales, Selaginellaceae.
UUCAGCCGCAUUGUCAUGGCGCCGUGCGUGCCUGAGCUGAUGUUGUGUGGACGCUCGCGUUGCCCUAGCGUCCUCGGCAGUAGUGUGUAGGGCGCGCAGCAAUGGCGGCAGAUGCCGCGGCCCCGAUGGGAGGCCUGUUUCUAAAUCCCGAGCAUCGAUCGUCAAAGGUAUGGAAGGAUAAUGUCAGCACCGAUGCUCACGGCACGCCGUUUGCGAGGAAAUCAGUGGCGGUGGAGGACAAUGAGGACGCGGAAGCGCUCAUGUGGGCAGCGCUGGAGGAGUUCCCAGCCUACGAGCGCCUCCGCAUGGUUUUUUUGAACGAGGAGGAGAAGGUCCCGGUGGAUGUGAGGUACCUGAGCAGGGGUGAGAGGCAGCGGGUGUUGGAGAGCGCGUUUGCCACCACCGAUCAAGACAAUCUCCACCUCUUGCAGCGGCUCAAGGAGCGCCUCCAGAGGGUCCGCAUUGCGCUUCCCACGGUGGAGGUUCGCUUCGAGCAUCUCCGGAUCAGUGCUGAUGUUCACGUUGGAUCGAGAGCUUUACCAAGCCUCACAAACUUCGUGAGGAAUUUUGUGGAGGACAUGCUAGUUUCCAUGAAGAUCAUGUCAUCGGACAAGAAGGAUUUUAAGAUUCUCAAGGACGUGAGUGGGGUCAUCAAACCCGGAAGAAUGACUCUUUUGCUGGGACCGCCUGGAGCCGGAAAGUCGACGUUGCUGGUGGCACUCGCUGGAAAACUUGAAGCGGAUCUGAGGGCAACCGGUACAAUAACUUACAACGGCCAUGGCUUCAACGAGUUUGAGCCCCUGGGAACUUCUGCGUAUAUUGGUCAAGAGGACAACCAUAUUGGAGAGAUGACUGUCCGAGAGACACUGGAUUUUUCUGCUCGCUGCCAAGGUGUUGGCUACAAAAACGAGAUGCUAACUGAGCUAGUCGGCAGAGAGAAGGAGCGACACAUUCACCCGGAUCCUGAAAUCGAUGCCUUUAUGAAGGCAAUGGCUGUUAAAGGGAAAAAACACAGUAUGGCUACAGACUACAUGAUGAAGGUGCUUGGCUUAGAAGUUUGUGCCGACACUUUGGUGGGGAAUGAAAUGCUUCGUGGCGUCUCAGGAGGGCAGAAGAAACGCGUGACUACAGGUGAAAUGGUUGUGGGGCCGAAAAAGACGCUUUUUAUGGACGAAAUCUCGACCGGGCUCGAUAGUUCCACCACGUUUCAAAUCGUCAAGUGCGUCAGAAAUUUUGUUCAUUUGCUCGAAGGGACAGUUCUGAUGGCGCUUCUUCAACCUCCUCCAGAAACGUAUGACCUUUUUGACGACGUGUUGCUACUAGCUGAAGGAUACGUAGUUUAUCUCGGUCCGAGAGAGAGCAUACUACACUUUUUCGAAUUGAUGGGUUUUAAGUUGCCACCUCGGAAAGGAGUUGCUGAUUUUCUUCAAGAGGUAACCUCGAAGAAGGAUCAGAAGCAAUACUGGGCAGACAAGAGCAGGCCAUACCAGUACAUUCCAGUCGCGGUGUUUGCCGAGGCAUUCCAAGAUUAUCAAGCUGGUAAAGACCUUAGCGCGCACCUUGCCACCCCUUAUAACAAAGCAGGCAGCCAUCCUGCGGCUCUGUCGAAACGAAAGUAUGCAAUGUCAAGCUGGGAAUUGUUCAAGGCAUGCACCCAACGAGAAAUCCUCUUGAUUUCACGUCACAGAUUUCUCUACAUUUUUAAAACUACUCAGGUAGCCAUAAUGGCAAUAAUUACGGGAACGUUGUUCCUUCGAACGACAAUAGAGCCGACUAAUGAAAUCUACGGGAAUAUGUACCUCGGCUGCUUGUUUUUUGCGCUUAUUCACAUGAUGUUUAAUGGCUUCUCCGAGAUGGCCAUCACGGUUCAUAGGCUUCCUGUCUUCUACAAGCAGAGAGAUAAUCGCUUCUAUCCUGCUUGGGCGUUUUCGUUGCCGAGCUGGUUUCUAAGAAUCCCUUACUCGGUGGUGGAAGCGGUUAUAUGGUCCUGUAUUAUAUACUAUUGCGUAGGCUUCACACCAGAGGCUGACAGGUUCUUCCGAUACAUGUUUCUAUUAAUGCUGAUGCAUCAAAUGGCAUUGGCAAUCUUUAGACUGAUUGGAGCUCUUGCUAGAGAUAUGGUGGUAGCAAAUACCUUCGGUUCAUUCGCUCUUCUUAUUGUAUUUUUGUUGGGUGGUUUUAUUAUAGCUAGAAAUGACAUACAUCCUUGGUGGAUAUGGGGGUACUGGCUUUCGCCUCUCUCUUAUUCACAGAAUGCCAUAGCUGUGAAUGAAUUUCUCGCUCCUCGAUGGAACCAGAAUGUUGCCACUGGAUAUAGAAAGCUUUAUAUCAACAUAAUGAAGCCAAGAGGAUUGUUUUUGGAAAGUUGGUGGUACUGGGUGGGAGUGGGCGUGCUGACCGGGUAUAUGCUCUUGUUCAACCUGGUUGUGAUCCUUGCGUUUGCGUAUCUAGAUCCGCUGGGGAAACCACAGGCUGUCAUCCCAGAGGAUCCUGUUGAGCCACCGUCAGUUGAAGCUGCUGUUCCAGAAACAGCAACAAAGAGAACGUUUCGAUCCGAUGGGACUCCGGAAAUGACUCUGGAUGUGGCUGCACUGGAAAAAAGAGAUUCAGGCAAGAAGAAAGGAAUGAUCUUGCCAUUUCAGCCUUUGUCCUUGACGUUUUUGAAGAUGUGCUACUACGUCGAUAUGCCUGCUGAAAUGAGAAGCCAGGGCCUGACUGACGCUCGACUACAGCUUCUUCGUAAUGUGAGCGGUGCAUUCAGGCCUGGUGUCUUGACUGCUCUUGUCGGUGUAAGCGGUGCGGGCAAGACGACGCUGAUGGAUGUUCUUGCUGGGAGAAAGACGGGUGGAUAUAUAGAAGGUGAUAUACGAGUAUCUGGCUACUCCAAAGUUCAGAAGACUUUCGCUCGUAUUUCUGGAUACGUGGAGCAGACGGACAUUCACUCCCCUCAAGUGACCGUUUACGAGUCUUUACUGUAUUCCUCGUGGCUACGGCUUCCACGAGAAGUGAACAAAACUACCAGAUAUGCGUUUGUGGAGGAAAUAAUGUCCCUGGUGGAGCUGGAUACGCUAAGAAAUGCUCUGGUGGGCCUUCCAGGGAGCACCGGUCUCUCUACUGAGCAACGGAAAAGGCUGACCAUUGCUGUGGAACUCGUGGCCAAUCCUUCAAUAAUCUUUAUGGAUGAGCCCACAUCCGGACUGGAUGCUCGUGCUGCCGCGAUAGUGAUGAGGACAGUCAGAAAUACUGUUGAUACAGGGCGUACUGUAGUUUGCACGAUUCAUCAGCCAAGUAUAGACAUCUUUGAGGCUUUCGACGAGCUCUUGCUGAUGAAAAGAGGUGGUCGUGUCAUCUACAUGGGACCGCUCGGGGAGAACUCUCAAACGAUGAUUGAUUAUUUCAUGACCGUUGAAGGCGUUCCAAUUAUUAAAGACGGAUAUAAUCCUGCAACAUGGAUGCUUGAAGUAACUAGUCCUGCGGCAGAGGCGCGGCUGAAAAAGGACUUUGCUGACAUUUACUCUGUUUCGGAUUUACACAGGGAAAUAGAAGAGCUUAUCGAGGAACUGAGUGUGCCACCACCUAGUUCCAGAGAUCUCUCUUUUCCAACGGAGUAUUCUCAGGAUUCAAUGACACAGUUUAAAGCAUGCUUGUGGAAGCAAAACUUGACGUACUGGCGCAGCCCAAAUUACAACGCUGUUCGAUUUUUCUUUACUCUGAUUUGUGCUUUGAUUUUUGGCUCUGUUUUCUGGGACAUAGGAAGCAAAAGGGGUAGCCAACAAGAUCUGUUUAACGUCAUGGGAGCUCUCUAUGCAGCGGUGUUGUUUCUUGGGAUCAAUAACGCUUCAAGCGUACAACCGAUUGUCUCCGUUGAGCGCACGGUCUUUUAUCGCGAAAGAGCGGCUGGAAUGUACUCGCCUUUGCCGUAUGCCUUCGCACAAGGUGCCAUCGAGAUCCCGUACCUUGUACUGCAAACUAUCAUAUACGGGCUCGUCACUUACUCAAUGAUCCAUUUUGAGUGGACUGCCGCCAAAUUCUUUUGGUAUUUGCUCUUCAUGUUUCUAACUUUCACGUACUUCACGGUUUACGGGAUGAUGGCCAUUGGCCUGACGCCGUCGCAGCAACUAGCAGCGGUCAUCUCUUCUGCAUUUUACUCCCUAUGGAAUCUUUUCUCCGGGUUUAUCAUACCACAGCCCCUUAUCCCUGGCUGGUGGGUCUGGUUCUACUGGAUCAGUCCAAUUGCCUGGACUCUAUAUGGCCUGAUCGGCUCGCAGUUAGGAGACGUCAAGGAACGUAUGACUGCACAAGGCUAUGGUACGAUUCAGGUGGACGUGUUUUUGCGGCACUACUUUGGCUUCAGGCACGAUUGGCUUGGAUACUGCGUUGCUGUCCUUAUUGCCUACAUCGUGGUUUUCUGGUUUGGGUUUGCGUAUUCCAUCAAGUACAUCAAUUUCCAAAAGCGCUGACCUUGGUGUGUUUUAAUACUUAGGUACCUAGUGUUCUGUGGGAUCCGGGGAGGGAGGGGGGGACAUUUGGCAACGUUUGGCCUAAAAGGGCCGCUGUACAGCUCAGUUUGUUGUAAAGCAAAGCAAUAUUCA